AGUUUGCGUGCGGUUUCCGUGAAAAGUGGAUCGUGACGGAAACUUCGAAGAAAACACUCGAUCACGUGUGAAAAACUGUAAUGUAUUUAUUUAAAAAAAAGGAACUAUGAGGCUCGUUACGUGUGGAGUGUGGUUACUAACUCUAUUUUUAUAUGUCGAUUGUGAUAACUGGCAGGAGUGGUGGACUUACGAUGGUAUCUCUGGUCCUGGAUACUGGGGAUUGAUGAAUCCUCAAUGGAAUAUGUGCUCAAAAGGAAGACGACAAUCUCCCAUCAAUGUAGAGCCAGAUAAAUUGUUAUUUGAUCCAUACCUUCGACACAUCCACAUAGAUAAACAUAAAGUAAAUGGAAUGCUACAUAAUACCGGUCAGUCAUUGGUAUUUCGGAUAGAUAAAGAUAGUAAAACACUCGUUAAUAUAACAGGAGGACCAUUAGCGUAUCGGUAUCAAUUCGAAGAAAUUUAUAUUCAUUAUGGUACUGAAAAUCAGCAAGGUUCUGAGCACUAUAUUCAUGGGUAUUCGUUUCCUGCAGAGAUUCAAUUGUAUGGUUUUAAUAAAGAAUUAUACCAUAACAUGUCAGAAGCGCAGCACAAAUCACAGGGUAUUGUUGGUAUUUCGUUAAUGGUACAGAUUGGUGACAUGCCAAAUCCGGAGCUGCGAAUCAUCACGAGUGUCUUCAAUAAGGUUCUAUUUAAGGGUGCCUAUACACCGAUAAAGCAUCUAUCUCUAAGAAGUCUUCUGCCAGAUACAGAACGCUUCAUGACUUACGAGGGAUCGACCACCCAUCCCGGUUGUUGGGAGACGACGGUCUGGAUCAUACUUAACAAGCCCAUUUAUAUUACCAAACACGAGUUAUACCAACUACGCAAAUUAAUGCAGGGUUCGGAAGAAGCGCCGAAAGCUCCCUUGGGAAAUAACGCUCGUCCUGUGCAGCCUUUACACCAAAGAACUAUUCGGACAAAUAUUAACUUUAGAAACUCCGACAAACCCAGCUGUCCCUCCAUGCACAAGGAGAUGUAUUACAAAGCUAACAAAUGGACGCCCAAUGUCAAAGAGCAACACCCGUAUCAUACACUCCAUUCGCUACAUUGAAACUCAAGGAGCUUCUCUCCCGAGAACGUUAUGAGCUACGAGGGUCGCCCACUGUGUAAAUACUUCGUGCAAAAAGACAUAUUUUGUGAUACGUAUGCAAUAAUGACCAAAGUGUUUUAGCGUGAUUGAUAAACAGCGAUGUAAUAAAUUUGUAGAUGCCACUGAAACCGAAAAUAAACACUAUUCAAAUUUCGAUACACUAGAAAUUAUAUCAACUGACAUUUUUAGUACGAGGGUAGUUGGUUUUUCAACCCCAAUGAUUCAGUAUAAUGAUUGUUAUGUAAAGCAUCUUUUUUUAACAAAUUCACUCACUAGCGAUAUAUCUUGACCAGGUUUUAAGUCCAAUAGCUUUCUCUUGGUUAGUAUAUGUGUUCUAUGGAUCCAGAAGUUCAUGUCUUACAGAUAGGAUUCCAGUUCGGGAGGUUUUUUCCAAUUUCCAUACAUUAAAUCAAAUCUAAGGAAUGCUGAACACACUGUUUACAUUCAGUCUCUCUGAAGACGAUAACUUGGUUACUGAAACGCGCGUCAGGCAGUGUAAUUGUUUGUGUUGGUGUGAACAGUGUGUUCAUUACGUUAAAUGCUUGGGAAUAUCUACGAUUUUUGUCUUCAAAAGAUUUAUAUUGUAUUGUUCUAAAUUUAUCAGUUCUAUUUUCCCUUUUGGUAAUUUUUCCAAUAGUAAAAAAAUGUUUAGUCUGUAAACUGUAUCUUCAGCAGUGGAAAAUCAGGAUUUCUGGGAGAUUUUUUGGGGUUUACAUAUACAGUUAUUGAUAUGGAGAGUCCGGAGAAGCUUCAACUUCAGUUUCAGCUAAGUAUUGGAAAACACAUUGGAUUUUUAUUGUGGUUUUUCACUCGUAGAUCUUCGAGAGUAAGCAUUUGUUUUAUUUUUAGUUUGCAAACUGCGUUUCCAAAUAAUAUUAUUUGUGCAGCUUGUUCAUAAAUCUAUUUAAAGAAAAAUUCAGCUUUGUCAAAGAUAUUUGAAGAGUUCGUAUUCGGUUUCAGUGGUGAUUUCCCAAAAAUAUUGUGGGUUUUUCAAUAAUAAUGUAAAUGAUAUAAAACUUUUGUUAUUUCUCCUUCAAGUAUCUUAACUCAAAUUUGCACCAAGUUUCCUCAUCUUUCAGUGAGUUCUUCGAAGAAACAUUUAAAAACAGCCCCCUCAUUUAAAUCAAACAUUUCUUGCAUUAUAAGUUCAUAUAAAACUUUUCUUUCGAGGAUAGUAAGUCACCUAGGAUUUUGUACUUUUAUCCCUUAACGUACUUAACGUAAUUCAAGAGAAAAUAGGGCGCGAGUAAGAUCACUUAUAAAAGUAACUGAAGUGUGAAGAUAGCGAAAAUUGCUUAGUCCAGAAAAAUGACUACACUGUAUAUUAUUUCCGGUUCGUUGACUGAAACUGAAGGAAUUAUUAAAAGAGUGUUCAUAUUAUAAUAAUGUAACUGUAUAAAAAUUUAUUCCAGUUUCUAUCACAAAAAAAUUCUUUUGUGUAUUAAUUAUAUAGAAAUGUAUGUUAUUCAUUGUUUUAUGGAACUUUUAUUUCAUUAUCUCUGCCCUAUAUUGUUUUUUGUUGUCUUCUACUGUAUUUUGUCAUAUUUUCUGAUCUACUCUUAUCUUUAUUGUUUAAUUUGUUAUUCACUAUUCUCUUUUAUAGUCAAUGAUUAUAUUUUAUGUCUUUUAUUGUUUUUUUUGUACCUAUUUGACUUUUAUUUGUUUGUUCUAAUAUUAUUUUCUGUUCCCUCCUGCUUUUUUUAUUGUCUUUCAUUAUCCACAUCAUAUAUUACUACAUUUUGUUAUCUUUCUCUCUCUUAUUAUCCUUUCCGUUGUUUUUCAUUUCAUUCUAUUACUCGCUCCCAUUUUACUGUUGAGUUUCUUAUCGACCAUUAUCUUUUAUUAUCUUCUGUCAUUUUUCAUUCCUUUUUUGAGUCUUUCAUUGUUUUUUCUUGAACUCUGUUGUCUUUAUUUGUUUAUUAUUAAAUACUAGCUUUUCGGCCUUCAUAUUGUCAUCUUUUAUUACCUUUUGUAGUCUUUCUCUUUAUUUUCAUACUUUUAAUUGUCUUUUCUUAUAUUUUAUAGUCUGCUCCCGUUUUUAUUUUUAAAAUUCUCUUAACUACCAUUGUUUUCUGUUACUUUCCAUUUCUUUUAUAUGUCUUCAUUGUUUUUUAUUGGUCUCUGUAACCUUUAGUCAUUUGUAAUUAACUCACGUUAAUUUCUGUUCCCUCUAUUUGUUUUUCGUUGUCUUCGAAUGUCUUCUGUUGCUUGUUGUUCUCUGACACUAUUUUUUGUUCCCUCUAGUUGUUUUUCGUGAUCUUCGAGUUACUUUUUGUUGUCUGACACAAUUUUUUGUUCCCUCUAGUUGUUUUUCGUUGUCUUCGAGUUACUUGUUGUUGUCUGACACUGUUUUCUGUUUCCUCUAGGUGUUUCUCGUUGUCUUCUGUUGCUUGUUGUUAUCUGACACUAUUUUUUGCUCCCUCUAGUUGUUUUUCAUUGUCUUCGAGUUACUUGUUGUUGUCUGAUAUUAUUUUCUGUUCCCUCUAGGUGUUUCUCGUUGUCUUCUGUUGCUUGUUAUUGUCUGACACUAUUUUUUGUUCCCUCUAGUUGUUUUUCGUUGUCUUCCAGUUACUUGUUAUUGUCUGACACUAUUUUCUGUUCCCUCUAGUUGUUUUUCGUGGUCUUCGAGUUACUUGUUGUUGUCUAACACUGUUUUCUGUUUCCUCUAGGUGUUUCUCUGUUGCUUGUUGUUAUCUGACACUAUUUUUUGCUCCCUCUAGUUGUUUUUCAUUGUCUUCGGGUUACUUGUUGUUGUCUGAUAUUAUUUUCUGUUUCCUCUAGGUGUUUCUCGUUGUCUUCUGUUGCUUGUUAUUAUCUGACACCAUUUUUUGUUCCCUCUAGUUGUUUUUCGUUGUCUUCGAGUUACUUAUUAUUAUCUGAUACUAUUUUCUGUUCCCUCUAGUUAUUUCUCGUUGUCUUCUGCUGCUUGUUGUUGUCUGAUACUAUUUUCUGUUCCUUCUAUUUGUUUUUCGUUGUCUUUGAAUUUCUUCUGUUGUUUCUUGUUGUCUGUUAUUAGCUUCUUUAGGUCCUUUUUUUAACUUUUAUUGUCUUCUCUUCUAUUUUGAUGAUUUUUCUCAUCUAUUGAUGCUGUAUAUUCCUCGAGAUGAUCUCCAUUGUCUUUUAUCAUUUUUUCUUAUCUUUUAUCAACUUUCAAGGUCUUUUGAUGCCUGUUUUGGUCUCUAUUUUUUUUUUAUUCAAACUAUUUUCUUUUUUCUUAUAUUAUUGUGAAACCCACCAUGUUUAUAGCUAUAAAUAUAUAAAAUUUUUCACAAACAACGUCUUCAAAAUAUUCCAUUAAGUGAUUAAGUAUGAAAACAAAUUGAUCGAGGCACAUCGACAAGUAAAUAUUUUACGUAAAAUGAAAUUUGAGAAACUGGAGGUUUUUCCACAUCGUUUAUUAUGGUGUUUGUGAAAAAUAAAGCACGUAGUGAUGACCGGUAUUUUUACCUUCAACUUUCAUAAAAUAACAUUUUGGAAGGAGGAAUUUUAUUCUUAAUUAUGUUUACAUUAUCUUUAACUUUACAUAAAGUUUUUACGAGGAGAAAUUUUUACAUUCUGGAUACCUGAUUGCAUCCCAAUCUAAUAUUGUUUCCUUAAAACCAAGUAUUAAGUGUUGAAUGGUUGCUAUACGCAUUUAAGCAGCUAACUGCUUUUUUCUUUUAUCAUGACCCUUCACCAUGAAGCUCAGUCAAUUGCCGAUGAAUCUUCACUGGUGGUAAUCAUUAUGCUAGGCAGUGUUGUCGGUUUUGGCACAUUUUCUCGUGGAUAUGAGAAACUGACAAUUCUAAAAAUAGUAGCAGAGUGUAAUUUCACGUUAUUAAAUAUAUCGCUCAUCACUAUAUAUUAUGAAUGUUGCCCAAAAACAAUCUUAUGCGUAGAUAUUUUCGUUAGAUGAAUAAAUAAUUAAAUUCAGUCUCUAUAAACGCUGUAAAUAUUUAACACAUUCGUUUGGGGUGUGACGAUUUAACAAUAAUACGAUCGUGUAUGUCCAGUAAAUAUAUUAACCAAAAAGAGAAUAAAAAAAAAGAAGAAGUAAAUAAAUUGUAAGUCAAUAUUAUAUGAAUUAAGAAGGACUAUUUUUUGCUAGGAAACUCGUUUAUAUUAUAUCGAUAAAAAUGUUAUAAAAAAUGCUGUUGAUCGUUCGGUUCGUUUUUUAUACCGCCUUUGUCAGCAGAGAUAAAAUCAUCCUCAUAUUCUGUACGAAAUAUAUUUUCUCUCCAAAAUUAUACUGUCGAAAAUCUGAUAUCUUCGUAAUUUGUUUAAAUUUUUUCCAUUUGGAAAAGUUUUACAUAAUUGGCUGAGAUGUUUUUGAUGUAAAUAUGAAUAUUUUACUUAACUGUAUAAUCGAGGGGGGUCAAAUAUAAAGCGAUUAUCUGCUUUCUGGUAUUUAGUUCAAGAGAAAGAAAUAUUCAAAACGUUAGUCAACUAUGGAAAGCUUGCACAAUUCCUAUUUAUUACUAUUUAUAUAUUACACAAAAUAUCUGGAAAUUGCAGAUAUUUCACUGAAAUAUUUGAAUUAGAAACUGGAAUUGAUAAUUGUUGUUGAAAAUUUGUCAAUUUUAUUAGAAAUAUUCAUGAUGCUCACAUAUUUACGAGAAAUUGCAUGAUUUUUACAAAAAAAUUUAUAAAGUUAACAAUUUUUUUGGUAAAAUGUACAAAUUUUCAAACGAAUUCUAUGAUUUUCGCAAUUUUUCAAAUAAGUGGGCAGAUUUUUCAAGAAUAUCUAUGAUAUUCGAAUUUUUUUAGAAGUGAUUGAAUUUUUCGAAAAAAUUCCAUGCUGUUUGGAGUUUUUUGAGAAAUUGAUCAAAAUAUCUCGAAAUUCCAUUCUAUUCCGCGAUUUUUCGACAGAUUUUCUGAAUAUAUCAAUGAUUUUUUCAAUUUCUCAAAAAGUGGACAGAUUCCUCAAAAAAACUGGACAGAUUUUGCCCAAAUGUCCAUAAAUUUUGCAAUUUUUCUAAAAUAUGGACAGAUGUUCCAAGAAUAUCAAUGAUUUUCUUAAAUUUUCGAAGGAGAAAUUUUGCAAAAAUAUCCAUGAUUAUCGAAAUUUUUCUGAAAAUUGGUCAAAUUUCCUAAGAAUAUCAAUAGUUCUCGCAAUUUUUCAAAAAUGUGGACAGAUUUUGCAAAAGUAUCUAUGAAUUUCGAUGUUUUUGAGAAAAGUUCACAGAUUUUCCAAAAAUAUCCAUAAUAUUCGCAGGUUUUUUGGGAAAAAAAUGAAGAAAUCUGCUAAAAAUCCGUGAAGUACAUAAUUUUUCAAAAAAUUAAAAAAAUACUUCCAAAAUAUCCACGAUUUUUCCAAUUUUCCAAAAAAGUUUACGGAUUUUUCAAGAAUAUCCAUGAUUAGUGGAAUUUCUCAGAAAAAGGAACAGAUUUUCCAAGAAUAUCAACGAUUUUCCUUUUUUUUGAAAAAUGUACUGAUUUUCCAAAAAAUAUCCCAGAAAAAUUGAUAGAUUUUUCAAAAUUAUUCUAAAUUCUGGCAAUUUUUUAGACAAUUGACCAUAUUUUCCAAAAAUAUCCAUAAUAUUCUCAAUUGCUCAGAAAAGGGGACAUAUUUUGGAAGAAUAUCAAUAAUUCUCCCAAUUUUUCAGAAAAGUAAACAGAUUUUUGAAAAAUAUCAAUGGUUUUUUCAUUUUUUGUUUUUGAGAAAAUGUGUGAAUUUACCAAAAAAUAUCCAUUAUUAAAGGAAUUUCUCAGAAAAAUUGAUAGACAAUUGACCAUAUCUUCCAAAAAUAUCCAUAAUAUUCUCAAUUGCUCAGAAAAGUGGACAUAUUUUCGAAGAAUAUCCAUGAUUUUCCCAAUUUUUAGAAAAGUAAACUGAUUUUUAAAGAAUAUCAAUGAUUUUUCCAUUUUUUUUUGAAAAAUGUGCGGAUUUGCCAAAAAAUAUCCAUUAUUCGAGGAAUUUCUCAGCAAAAUUGAUAAAUUUUUCAAAAUUAUCCAAAAUUCUGGAAAUUUUUCAGACAAUUGACCAUAUUUUUCAAAAAUAUCCAUAAUAUUCUGAAUUGCUAAGAAAAGUAGACAUAUUUUUGAAGAAUAUCCAUGAUUUUCCCAAUUUUCAGAAAAGUAAACACAUUUUUAAAGAAUAUCAAUGAUUUUUCCAUUUUUUUUUUUGAAAAAUGUGCGGAUUUACCAAAAAAUAUCCAAUUGAACAUAUUUUCGAAAAAUAUCCAUAAUAUUCGCAAUUGCUCCGAAAAGUGGCCAAAUAUUCAAAGAAUACCUAUGAUUUUCCCAAUUUUUCAGAAAAGUAGAGAGAUUCUCCAAGAAUAUCCAUAAUUUUCGCAAUUUCUUAGAAAACUCUACAGAUUUUACAAAAAAAUCCAAGCCAUUUGCUUUUUUCGAGAAAAAUGAACAAAACCUUCUAGCAUUAUCCCUGAUUUCUGCAAUGUUUGGAAAUAUCCACGAAAUUAACAAUUUUUAAGAAAAUUACACAAAUUUCCUGAAAAUAUCAAUGUUUUGAGAAAAUUGCGAUAAAUUCCUAGAAAUAUCUGGAAAGAUUGGUAAAAUUUUGAGAAAAUACUUGUAUUUUCUUGACAAUAACCUAAAUUUCUGAAAAAAAAAUAAAAAAAUUUACUUUCAACCCUCGUAUUCAAAAUUAAAUUCAUAACUGUCUCAAUGCUCCAGCUGAAAUAUUCGUCUAUAAAAACCCGUUACGAUUUAGUUAAAACUGAAACGAACAACUGGUAACUUGACGAAACUGUCCAGAUGUCUCUUAAAUGAAAUUCUCAAAUAAGUCUUCCGAAUCUAAUAGAUAAUAAACUUCCCUUUUUACACGCCGCUACACAAUUUCGAAUUCAAAUAGACUAGAAUUCUUUGACGAAUAAUUAAUUUUAUAAAUUCAAAUCCGUCGACGUCAACCAAAUAAUCCGUUCGCCGUUAACAAAAAUUAAGACCGAAGAAAAGGACACAAAAAUCAGUCGGAUUCGAUUAUAGGAAUUCAUUAUUUGAUUAAGAAUUUUCUUUAUUUCCUAUUCGUUUUAGUUCGACUUGUUAAUUAUAGCUGUGGGCAAUACACCUUCGUCGAAUUCGGAAAGGGUAGCUAUGUUUGCAGUAGAUUUAGCUGUUACCGCGCGCUAUGAUGUAAUGCUAGUUGUAUAGUUGUUUCUGAUUUACUCUACGAACUGGUUGGUUUCGUGUGUGUGUGUGUAUGUGUGUGUAUUUAAACAGAGAUUUGCUUUUAAUCUACAGCUCGAGGCACGUUUCAGUUCGGACAUUAAUUUUUUAUACACCAAAUCGGAUAUAUGUAUACGGAACUUUGUCAUUAAAUUUAAAUAAGUAUCAGAAUAUUUUGAUAAAGACUUAAAAAGAUCGAAACUACAAUUUUUAUUAAUAUUCGAAAGCUUAGGAAACAUAUUUUAAAAAGAGUGUUUGAUUUACCUCACUCCCACAAACUAAAACGAUCUCUCAACAUGCCUUAUAAUCCCAAAGCUUAUAAUCGCUCUACUACUAUCAUUUAUCUAGUGAAUUUUCUCAAUUAAUCAUGCCUUGUUUAAAUUUUUUCACGUGAAACUAAAGACAAAUACUAAUUCUUAAAUAAAGCGAAAACAAGAGGGAAACUUUACAUUCGCGUAGUCCCAGAGGUGCCUAUCGUAUGAAGAUAUUUAUCUUGAACUUCUGUUGGUUGUAGUCUUCGGAGAAGACGCGUUUGGGUAGCUUAUUCUACAGGUUUGAACUUCCCCUUGUAGAAGACGCUAGAUGCUGUUGCUUUUUGGUCUUGGAGAGGACAAGUUCAACACCAGUCUAUUGGAUCGGUCUUUGAGAAAGCUACUAAACUAAUCGAUAAAUGAGGACGACAAUCCUCACGAUCUUAAUUUGAGCAUGCCAGACCUUGUCAGAAGCUUUCAACAUGUCCAGAGCGAUUGAUCAAAAUCAAGGUGUACCUUCCAACUUCUUCAGUUUACGGACCAGAAAGAUCUUGAUUCAUUUGGGCAAUUGAGAAGUUUGGUUUUCACUCUUCCAUUAUAUCGUUUUUAGCAAGCAGAGUUUGUACGAUUUUUGUACUUGAAUUUGAGCAAUAAACAGCAUUUUUAAAUAUGUUCGAGCUUAACUAGGCUCCAAUUAGAUAAAUUUUGAUCUUUUUCUUUCUUUUCUACACAAUCAUCAGACCUUUUCUCAUUUACACACAAAUUCUUAAACAAGUUAUGUUCAAUACCACCUGGUAUGAACUAUGUAACCAGCGCCCUCUAUGAGAGUCAUUUUUUUUUAAAAACCAUAUAAACGAAAAACAUUAGAACAUGAUUUGAUUGGAGGAUGAUUUUAUCGAGAUCCGAAUUGUUUAUGCUUCGUAAAGUAGCAC
Diorhabda sublineata is the source of this 9416-nucleotide messenger RNA. RefSeq names its product carbonic anhydrase-related protein 10 (gene CARPA). The transcript is spliced from 11 exons. Gene Ontology annotation, molecular function: zinc ion binding; carbonate dehydratase activity. The record is from RefSeq and is a predicted model, not a curated record. NCBI's taxonomy places the organism in Eukaryota, Metazoa, Arthropoda, Insecta, Coleoptera, Chrysomelidae. Bases 107 to 1090 code for a protein of 327 amino acids.